AGCAGCGGCAAUGCCCCUGUGGUCACGAUAAAUUGUCGACGGAGGCCCCUCACACCCACCCACAGACACAGCCCAGGUAUGUAUGUACGCACCGCAUACAGCCACGACGGAUCCAUCCACUCGCUCCCUUGGUCCAUAUAUCCCAUUCAGGUGUCAUUUCCCUUCUCUCCACGUGUGUGCUGCUUGGGUUGCUAGGUUCUUCCCCUGUCUGUCUGGCUGAUUGAUUGAUUCAACUCACACACAGGCUGGAUGGUGUUGUUCCACCUGAAGGGCAAGGAGGCCCAGCACGAGUUCCUCUACGAGUGCCCCGCCAGCACGCCCACCGCGGCCCUCAUCGCCGACCUCGUCCGCGUCCACAACACGCGCCUCAAGGUCAUGCGACUCGCAGACGCAUGCCUGGGGCUUGCCGCACACGGCCCGCUCCGGCCUGAGGAGACCCGCGGCCUCUCGGACGAGGUGGCCAAGCUGUCGGAGCUGAGCUUGGACAAGGGUGCCACGCACCCCGACCCCUCCAACUACCGCACUGGAGUGCCGCCCACGGCAGCCACGGCAGAGGUGCUCAAGCGGACGGCAGAGGAGGCGCAGGAGGCCGUCUCGCACAAACAGGUGGGUCGCACAAACAGACAGACAGGCGCACACACGAUGGGCAACUGAUCGUACGAUGCUUUGUGUCGUGUUGGGUGUGUCCCCUGAUGUGUCCAUUGUCGUCAGGUUGGUCAUCGGGUGUGCAUGACGGUGUCGCGUUUGCAGGAGUCGCUGGACAACUUGCGGGGUGCGGUCAUGAUAGCCUACCCGGCCUACCACAACCUCCCUGAGUGGGACCCGGCGCGCAUGAUCCUCGAGGACAAGGACCCCCUCGAGGGCACACACGAGGGCAAAGAGGUACAUACGGGCGGGAGGGCCGACGGCUGGGUGCCGGGUGCACCUGUGUGUAUCUGUCUCUGUGUGUGUCGGUUCAGGUGUUGUGCGAGUCAAGUACGGGUUUGUGGUGGGCGGGGAAGGAGAUGCGUCGCGGCAAGCUGGUCAGCGACUUCCUCGGCCGCAACGAAAAGACCAAAGUGGUGGCGCGCCUGCAGCCCGCCAACGCGGGUCGGUUCGUGUGCCGAACAUGAGCAGAUAGAUGGGCAGAGAGCGAGCACCUCCAUCCAUCCAUCCAUCAGCUGUCGACCUGUACUUCAUUUCUGUGUGUAUUCCUCUCCUUGGUUCUGUUGUCUUGUCCGUAGGUGCGCCAGUGCGCGAGCCGCGUGUGGAUGAGGAGACGCACAAGGCCAUGCUGUCGUUCUACCACAAGCGGCAGCAGGAAGACAAGGUACACACCUGCCCGAUAUAUGCCAUCCAUGACCCCACCCACCCGCGAUCACCUGCUUGUGUUGAAUUAGUUAAUUGGUGUGCUGUGCUGUGGUGUGGUGUGGUGUGGUAUCUGGAGCAGCAACUGGAAGAUGACGAGGACGAUUCGUAUCUCGGAUCGGCGUGGGCCAACCCCCGAGGCCUCAAAAACGCCCUCGUCGGCGGCGGCAAAGACAUCAAGUGGAAGCCAUUCAACUAAACUCUCUGCCUGCCUGCCUGUCCAGGCGUGUGUGGGUGAAGUUGACGUGAGUAGCGUUGGGGAGGCUGGGUGGAUGGAUGGAGGGAUGGGCUGACUGACUGACUGACUGUGUAUAGGGAUGGUUGUCUGUGCGGUGUACACUACACGGGGACGCUUCGCUUCGGUGUGGGGGGUCGGUUCAGUGGAUGGACGUCUGCUGAUGGUCUGAGGGCGUUCAUCAUUCAAGCGUUUGUCCAGCU
This is a messenger RNA of Vitrella brassicaformis, 1785 nucleotides long. NCBI's taxonomy places the organism in Eukaryota, Vitrellaceae. The record is from the annotation of a GenBank genome assembly.